Diutina rugosa is the source of this 936-nucleotide messenger RNA. RefSeq lists its product as uncharacterized. Lineage: Eukaryota; Fungi; Ascomycota; Pichiomycetes; Serinales; Debaryomycetaceae. The transcript has a single exon. The coding region runs from base 1 to 936 and encodes 311 amino acids. The record is from RefSeq and is a predicted model, not a curated record.
AUGACUGCUGCCACGUCGACGCUGGCCAGUGAAGCCGAAGCAACCCCAAUCGAGACUCCGGUGGAUUCUACUCAGCCGCAGUCGGAGUUGGCCGACGAUAGCGAGUCUGACGAUGAAGACUUUGACCCCAACGCCGAUACUAAAGCCGCCGCUGAUGACGACGACGACUCCGACGAUGGCGAAGCGGUGCCUGACUAUUCCCAUUUAGCGUCAGAUGUGUCCCUUAUUAAGACUCGCCGUCAACGGUACCAGGAAACGCUGAAACGAGAGUACCUGGGUCUCGUCACAGCCCCCACGUCUUCCGUCGAUGUCGAUGCCAUCUUCGCUGAACUUUCGCUGGGUAAAGCUCCUAGCCGCACCGAAUGGUUGGAAAUUCUGAAACUGGCUCCAGAAACGACUAAGGAACCUACUCCUAAGCCACAACCAUUGACUCAAGACGAAAAGGAUCUUCAGCCGCAAACGAUCACCAUUAAGCUGACCUACGCCUUUGCCGGUAAAAUCGUCACUGAAACCAAAACUGUCGAUGCUAAUCUGGCCGAAGCUAAAGCUUACCUCAACUCCACAGCUCGUAUGGCUACUUAUGACGAAGAUAAGCCCUACCGCCUGUUUGUGCCCGUGAUGCGGACGGUCCCUGGAGAACUGGAACCGCGAGAGCUUCGCAUCAAGCUUAAACGACCGCUGCUUAUCGAUAAAUUCCUCUCGGGAUCGGGGAAGAAGAUCAAGUUGUCGACGCUUGAGAAAUCGCGGUUGGAUUGGGCACUGUUUGUCGAUAAGCGGAACAUCCAGGACGAAUUGAAGAUUGGUAAUCGUGACGGUUACUUAGAGAAGCAAGACUUCUUGGGCCGUUUGGAUGCUAAGCGUGAUGAGAACUACCAGAAGGCUAAGGAUGAAGACCGCCGCAAACGGUUUUUACUCCAGCAGCAACAGCAGAGUUGA